AUGAAGACGGGGAGGAGGGGUUACUUCUGGCAGAGCAUGGAGCAGGCCCGGAGCAAUGGGGUUGUCCCUCGUCUGGAUAUGGUUAUCAGUUCGAGGACCACAGUGGCGGAUACGUCUCACCUUCUGAUUGCUUUCACCCUCUCUGCUGCCAUACCAGUGCCUUGUCUGACUGUGCUGGAAUAUGUUUCCACCAUAAUUAUGAUUGACGAUGAUCCCUCUGUCAUGGUUUAA
Clonostachys solani is the source of this 231-nucleotide messenger RNA. Lineage: Eukaryota; Fungi; Ascomycota; Sordariomycetes; Hypocreales; Bionectriaceae. The record is from the annotation of a GenBank genome assembly.